Effrenium voratum is the source of this 1762-nucleotide messenger RNA. Lineage: Eukaryota; Dinophyceae; Suessiales; Symbiodiniaceae. The record is from the annotation of a GenBank genome assembly.
AGCCAUUACUGGCUUCAAGUUUUGAUAAACGUUUGGGUUGAUAGCUUGUGCAAGUGCUGAAGGCUAGCGCUUGCACCCAAGUGCCAUGGGCAAGUUCCGGCUACUUGACCUCGUGAAGCCCUGCAUGUGCGUCUUGCCAGAGGUCAGCACGCCAGACCGAAGGAUCCCCUUCCGUGAGAAGAUCUUGUGGACGGGCAUCUCCCUGUUCGUGUUCCUGGUGUGCUGCCAGAUACCGCUGUACGGGAUCUCCGCGAACAAGUCCACUGAUCCUUUCUACUGGAUGCGGGUCAUCCUCGCUUCCAACCGCGGCACUUUGAUGGAGCUGGGCAUUUCUCCCAUCGUGACCUCAGGCAUGGUCAUGCAGCUCCUGGCCGGAUCCAAGCUUCUGGAAGUCGACCAGUCAGUGAAGGAGGACAGGGCUCUCUUCCAGGGUGCGCAGAAGCUCUUUGGCAUGGUCAUCACUUUGGGUGAAGCCAUGGCCUACGUGCUCAGUGGCAUGUAUGGGCCCGUCAAGGAUCUGGGAGCUGGCAAUGCGAUCCUCAUCAUCCUGCAGCUCUUUUGUGCGGGAGUGAUUGUUUUGAUCCUGGACGAGUUGCUUCAGAAGGGCUACGGCCUUGGAUCAGGCAUCUCGCUCUUCAUUGCGACCAACAUCUGUGAGACCAUUUGCUGGAAGGCCUUCAGCCCGACCACCAUGAACACAGGCAGAGGCCCUGAGUUUGAGGGCGCUGUGAUCGCGCUCUUCCACCUGCUGAUCUCCAGGAGCGACAAGUUCACGGCCCUGAAAGAGGCCUUCUACCGGCAGUCUGCGCCCAACAUCACCUCGCUCUUUGCCACGGUUCUUGUGUUUUUCUUCGUCAUUUACUUCCAAGGUUUCCGUGUGGACUUGCCUGUCAAGAACCAGAGGGUUCGCGGUCAAACGGGCUCCUACCCGAUCAAACUCUUCUACACCUCGAACAUCCCCAUCAUUCUGCAGACGGCGCUGGUCUCCAACCUCUACUUCUUCUCCCAGCUCCUCUACAAGCGCUUCAAGGCGAACAUGAUCGUCAACAUGAUUGGACAGUGGCAGGAGACGGAGAUCUCUGGCCAGUCCAUCCCUGUGGGCGGAUUGGUGUAUUACAUUUCUCCGCCGCACUCCUUCGGGGAAGUUUGGAAUGAUCCCAUUCAUGCCCUUUUCUAUGUAGUCUUCAUCCUAGUUUCCUGUGCUCUCUUCUCCAAGGCCUGGAUCGACGUCUCGGGCUCCUCGGCCCGGGACGUGGCGCGCCAGCUGCGGGAGCAGCAGCUGAUGAUGCCAGGCUACAGAGAGUCUGACCUGCCGAAGGCCUUGAACCGCUACAUCCCCACGGCCGCGGCCUUCGGCGGCGCCUGCAUCGGCGCCUUGACCAUUGUGGCGGACUUCCUGGGGGCCAUUGGAAGCGGAACUGGGAUCCUGCUGGCGCCAGCCUGAAAGACGGUCGGGGCAAGUCGCGGCAUCGAUGGGAGCCGAAUGUGGGACACUUCACGAACAUGUCCCCAACAUGGGGACAUGUUCGAUCCAACAAGAACCAUUCUCUGGGACACAGAAAAUGGGUGCUUGUUGGACAUGUGUUUUUCCGCGCCUCCCGGGAAGAAGUGCACCUGCCAGAUGCGGAAAACGACCGGCCCACUUUGGAAAACAGCCUUAGGACGUAGUGAGCGUCCUGAGCUUGAGCACCAGAGCGGCACCGGAGCCAUCGAUUCCCGAUUUCUGCAGAGCGGUUUGUUUUUUUUGGGGUGCAUGAGAGGU